AUGUCUCUCUCCUCCCUUCCCAUCGAGCUCAUCUACGAGCUUGCCUUUGAGCUUGUGACGCCAGACCUAAACUCCCUCAUCCAAACCAGCCGCCACUUUUGCUCCAUACUCAACCCGGUACUUUGGGACGCGAGGUCAUUAGUAGACGCUACAACAUCCGACCGUCUGCAUGCACGCAUCCUCGAGAGAUUGGGUGCGGAUACCAGCUCCAUCUUCCACCAAGCCUCUAAGACGGGUAAUGUCCACACAGCCCGCAAACUCCUCGAUGAAUACGACGAGGACCCUGAUUCAAAGACAAUCGACUCUAUUCCGGUAAUCGUUCCCGCUCUCAUGGCUGGCCAUGAAGACUUCGUACGUCUCAUGGUUGAGAGAGGUGGUCUACGCAAUCCCAAUGACAAGCGUAUGGCCAUCGUAAUAGCGAUUAGAACCGCUAAUGCGCGGAUCGCCAGGAUCAUCCUGGAAGGAGAUGGAAAACUAUAUGAGUUCAUACUCAACCCCAUUGCCGUCGACAUAGCAGUGAGCAAUGAGUCAAUCUCUGCAAUGGGUUUCCUGCUCGACAGAGGAGCCAAUACCAACAACGUCGUUCUUCAAAAUGUGGUGUAUAUGGACCAAAAGUCGUCCUACGAUGGCUCAUCUCUCGAGAUGCGACCGCGGGAGUCCGGAAGGGGUUUGCUGAUGAUACACUAUCGCUAG
Messenger RNA from Paracoccidioides brasiliensis Pb18, 693 nucleotides. RefSeq lists its product as uncharacterized. The record is from RefSeq and is a predicted model, not a curated record. Gene Ontology annotation, molecular function: protein binding. The transcript has 2 exons. The coding region runs from base 1 to 693 and encodes 230 amino acids.